CAACGCAUCAUUUCUGUGCAUAAAAGGCUUUGAACAUGUUUGUUGAAUUUGUAGUUUUUAUCGAGUGUUCAAUUGAUUAAUAAGAAAACUCUAAAGUGCAUUAAAAUUGAUAAGGCAUUAAAAUUGCAUUUAGUUCAAAAUUUAGAAAAUGGAACCAACCACAAAAUUACUAUUGACAACUUUAUUAACUCUUCUAACAUCCUCGCCAUACACAAGUGAAGCUGUUUACAAAUUUUGCGAUGGAAUAAAUAUUUACAAAGCACCAAGUGAUUACAGUUGUUCUCUGUUUCAUUUUUGUGUGCCUGGUGUUGAAUUUUACAAUUGGACAUGCCGAAAUGGUUUGCAUUUUAAUAAAGAAACUAAAGAAUGUGAGGAUCCUAAAGUAGCAAAUUGUGUUCUUCCUUGUCCUCAAAACGGUGACGAUUUUCUUCAGCCAAAUUAUGCUGAUUGCUCGAAAUAUUUCAUGUGUAGCAAUGGAGAGCCUGUUACGGAAACAUGCAAUGAUGAACUUUUGUUUAGUGUUGAAACUAAUCAAUGUGAACCUAAUGAGACUGUUGAUUGUGGAGUUCGAGGAAAUGGAACUGUGACAGCAAGACCUGUAGUAACGACAACGAAAUCAACUGAAACAACGAGUUACAAUCCAAAUCCUAUUUGCUUAGAUGAGCAAGGUCCUUACUUCUUUCCAAAUCCUUAUGAAUGUAGAAACUUUAGCGUCUGCUUUGAUGGAAUGAAAAUCAUGACUCAAUGUACGCCAGGCCGUGAGUUUGAUUACAUAUUAAAUGCGUGUCUUGAGAAUGCAGUAUGUUACGGAUCAGAUCCAACAACCACAUCGGCAAUGUUGACAACUGUUCCAGUCACAACCACUUCAACAUUCACUGAAGAAUCCACGACUUUAAGUACCACAACCUUCAACAUUUUAACAACGACAAGAACUCCUGAUAGAUUUAAAUGUCCAUUAGAACCAGGAAUAUUUUAUUAUCCACACAAAGUUGAUUGCACCAAGUACUUCAAAUGCUAUUUAGGAAUCGCUCACCUUCUCAGGUGUGAAGACGGUUUGCAAUUUGACUACAUUGAGGAGAUAUGUAAAGAAAAUGCGAAUUGCUACAAUGCUCAAUAAAGAACAUUACAAACAGCGUUAAAAUCAUUGAAGCAAUGAAUGAUAUCCAUGACGUAUGUCACAACGUAGCGAAUUACAGCAAUCUUAUCAAUCACUAAUAUAGCUUUACUCUUUGUGUUUUGCGAAAAUGUUUAAAUUCUUUUAUUAUUAAUUUUACUACUUUAUAGGAAUAAAAUGUCUAAAUCCCAGUUCUUCUUGUGACA
Molecule: messenger RNA, 1320 nt
Organism: Chironomus riparius
Lineage: Eukaryota; Metazoa; Arthropoda; Insecta; Diptera; Chironomidae
Source: the annotation of a GenBank genome assembly